UAGCGACCCAAGUGACACUCGUGGCGAACAGACGUUUAUAUCAUUUUGUUUUGUGAAUUUUUGAAGUUAUGUAGUUCUGUAUUAAUGAGAAGUGUCAGUGAGAAAAGCGCAUUGACUUCUGCGUACGAAGUAUGAGUGGAGUAAGGUUGGAGGUUCAGUGGUCUCCAGUUCAUCCUGAUAAGUUCAUUACAUGGGGAACAGAGAUAUUUCUGUAUGAAGUAGCUUCUAUGAAAGAUGCUCCGAAAUUAGCAUGUUCAAAGGUCUCAGAUACGACAGCAGCUAACUUAUUGGCAACAAACUCAAAUCAUCAUUAUGUUAAAUGUGUUGAUAUCUAUCCACAACCAGAACCAGACAUAUUGCUGGCUAUUGGCCAGGCUAACGGGAAAGUAGUACUCACAACCUUUGGUCCAACAGCAUUUGAUGCACUUGGACUUACAGGCAAAGAAUUAGUGCCACGACAUGCAAGGCAGUGCAACACUGUUGCGUGGAAUCCUGUUGAUUCAAAUCUUAUAGCUGCAGGUCUGGACAAAUACCGAGCUGACCACUCAGUGCUGCUGUGGGAUGUACUUAAGUGUCCUCAUCAUGGAGAUGGAAGAACAGGUGUUGUGCCAGGUGUUUCCCAUCAGCAUCAAGCUUCGUCAUCAGCAGUUGAACUGGCUCGCCCGGUGGUAGAGCUUGGUCUGUCAGAAACAACCCAUUCUCUUGCAUGGUUCAACUCUCAGUCUAGAAGUCUCAUUAUUGGCAUGAACAACAAGCACCUGAAACUUGUUGAUCUGCGAGAUUCUAACAAGGCAAUUACUUCAACACCUACGAAGGCUGUGUAUGGACUUGUAGUUGAUACGCACAAUGAUCAUCAGCUAGCAUCGUUUGUGGAAAAUCAGAUUUCUGUAUGGGACACAAGGAAUUUUGAAAAACCAGUUCUUACCCUUACUCAGAGUAAACCUGUUACCAAAGUCUUAUGGUGUCCAACCAGGCACAAUCUGCUUGGAGCUUUAUUGAAGGACAGCACUGCCAUACAUUUGCAUGAUAUUCAGUAUACCGUUGUUGGCAACGAUGAAGUUGAGCCUUCUGUUCUUGAGCGAAGUGUGUAUCCUGGUACAGCAAACAACAUAACAUCAUUUUCUUGGCAUCCAACACAUGAAAGCAGAUUAUUGACCAUAUCUCUCUCAGGCACUAUAACAGACUAUGUGGCAUUUGAAAGGAUUACAGUCAACUGGUCUCCAAGUUCUCAUAUUGUAUGGACACAUGGCCGUCGGACCUUGAAACUCAUUAGUAACAAAGAUACUGUGUAUAAUUGUCUCGAUGACAUCUCAGUGAAAAUGAGGAGGAGAGCUGUGAAUGAUUAUGGGCUUAAACCUGAACUGUGGCAAAAUGGAGAUCUAGCAGAAGAUGAAUCCCUCAAAAAUUUAUGGCAUUGGCUGUAUCUUAGUAGAUCAUUAGUGGAAGAUGGAAGUAUGCAAGGUGUUGACAGCAAACUUCCAGGCAUCAAAUGUGUCCUUAAAAUUGACAGUAGUGAGACUGAUGGAUCUGAAAUCAUAAGCAAGCCCUGGAGUGAUCUUGGAAAGUCAGUCAACAUGACACGGAUUUACAGGAGUGAAGAUCGUGAAAAGGCGUUGCAGCUUUGUGGCUGGAAGUUUGAUAAGGAGUCAUCCUUAACUUCAUUCCUGGAUAGACUGGAGUGUGAGGGAUCUUAUGCAAGAGCUGCUGCCAUUGCUGUAUUUAACUUGAAACUACGGAAAGCAAUUGAAAUUUUAAACCGCGGAGCUGUGUCACAGAAUAAACAACAAUUCCCUUCCAACCUGAAUAUUGUAGCUAUGGCACUAUCAGGAUUUUCUGAUGACAGAAGCAGCAUGUGGCGUGAACUUUGCCUUUCAUCUCGUUCGCAGUUGUCUGAGCCAUAUCUCAGAGCAGCAUUUGCAUUCCUCACUGCAGAAGCAGAAAAUUAUGAGAACGUGCUGAAUGAAAAUGGUGUUGCUGUAGAGGACAGAGUUGCCUUUGCCUGCACUUUCCUUUCUGAUGCAAAACUACAUGAAUAUCUGAAGGAGCUGAUAAUCAAAUUAACUGAGGAAGGCGAUUUGGCUGGAAUCUUGCUCACAGGUUUAUGUGGGACAAGCAAUGAAGGUGUUGAGCUCCUACAGAGGUAUCUGAACAUGACAGGAGAUGUUCAGAGUGUCAGCUUAUUGGCUGCCCGUGUGUUUCCUAGAGAAUUACUGCUUGACUCAGGAGUGCAAGAGUGGAUUGCUAGUUAUCGUAUUCUGCUUGAUGCUUGGCGCCUUUGGAAUCAAAGAGCCCAUUUUGAUAUAUUACUAAGUGCUAGCUCUCCAAAUGACAAACCACCACAGCAAGUAUUUGUGUCAUGUAACUUUUGUGGAAAGAGUAUCUCAGCUCAAAUGCUGGGAAUUAUCAGAAACAGAGGUGCCUUUGCUCGCCUAGGAGCAACUUUACAAAAGGUUAAAAUGUCAUCAUGUCCACAGUGUCGUAAACCUUUGCCUCGUUGUGCCAUUUGUCUUGUUCAUAUGGGGACACCUUCAGGUCUGCAAAACAACAAUAGUACCAACAGCAAUGGUCGUUCAGCAGCCAGUAAUAAAAUGGCAGAAUUUUCAUCCUGGUUCACAUGGUGUCAAUCUUGUCGACAUGGUGGACAUGCAGCCCAUAUGACCCACUGGUUCAGGGAACAUUCAGAAUGUCCUGUAACAUCCUGCGCUUGCCGCUGUCUCUCUCUGGAUGCAGCUAGCAAAGUUACCUCCGUCAUUACUCAUAGUGGGAGAAUGCAGCAGUAACAAACAUUGAUGCUUCGUGGUAAUUCUGUAAGAUCCCGUACAGGAUUUAAUAUACAGAAUAUGACCUGGCCAAGCAGACUUUUAUUGUUUUGAAUUAAGGAAACAUCUGUAUUGAUGUGCUUGUGUCUUUAUGUUUAAAUCAGCAUGCUUACUGUACUUGGCAUAUUAUACUCAGACAUCUUUGUUGGUCAGAUGUGUCACAGUUAUGGCCAGAGGCCAGGAUGAUUAGGUGACCAUACCUAGGGGUGUAAGUCAAACAAAAGAACAUAGCUCCCUGAAGCCUUUGAGUCACACUGUAGUGGUUUGAUUUGGAAUGUUUAAGACCCACUGCACAGCAUGUUCACACAGAAUGAACUCUGUAAAAUUUACUUCACUGUUGAAGUAUCAAUCAGUUUCUCUAUUUGUUCCAUCACACAGUCACUGUGAAGAUGCAGUCUGCAUAUGACUCUGUUGGCAGUCAUUACAAAGAUGCAGUCUCCAUAUGUGAUGUGUGAAGAAAUGUUGAAUACAAGCUGACUCGGAUUGUUCCUUGUAUUUAAGGUACAGAUUGUAGUAAUGGAAUGUGACAGUAGAGUGAUAUUGGAGAGCUGGGUUCAAAAUAUUCUAUCUGGAAAUGGAAUAGAUCAAAAUCUGCCUGAUCAGUCCAGUUUAUUUUAGGAAACAAAUCAGGUCUUUGUCCAGUUCAUUUAACUUGAUCUCACAGAAGUGAAGUCUAUGGUCAGGAUUUUCUUUCAACAACCCAUUAGUUAAUCUUGAAUGCAGUACUUUAAUUUGGCUUAAUGUAAUAUCCAUUGAACUGGCUGUCUAGAGAUUCCUUGCUCUGGAGCAAGCCUACAAGUAGAUUUCUUAGUUCUUUUAAUUACUACUUGCCAAAUUAACACUUUUUUUCCUCUAACCUUGCUUUUCUAGGUCACCACAUUCCAAGAAAAUCAUAUGGUACCAUGUUCUUCAAAUUGCUGGUGCAGAUUGUACAUGGCCUUACAUGGUGGUAGACCUGAACCAAAUUAAUGAUCAUACUACUGUGCAGCACACUGGAAAACCGCUUUUGUAUCACGUUUUUAAAGCAAAAACCUGUACUUAUUUAGUCAAUGUAAUCACACCUGAAACAUGACAGAACAGAAAUGGUGUGGAACAGGUGUUUCUGUAUGCGUCAAUACACUAGGACACUUUGACUGAUAAUGACUGGGAGGAAGCGGCUGUUACUACCUGUUCUGCAUGCAACAGUAUACUGGGCAACCAGUACACCCCAGUGGAUUGUGACUUUGUGCCAUCUUGCAUAUUAAAAUGUAAAGUCACCAUAUGAGUAUAUGUAAUUUAUUUGUUUAUGCUGAUUAAAUACUAUUAAAACCUUGACAUAUUUCCACAUUAACCUUUAAGAGCCGAAGGACACCAUAUGGGGACCUUUAAA
Messenger RNA from Cryptotermes secundus, 4188 nucleotides. RefSeq names its product GATOR complex protein MIOS (gene mio). NCBI's taxonomy places the organism in Eukaryota, Metazoa, Arthropoda, Insecta, Blattodea, Kalotermitidae. The coding region runs from base 132 to 2780 and encodes 882 amino acids. Gene Ontology annotation, molecular function: protein binding. The record is from RefSeq and is a predicted model, not a curated record. Gene Ontology annotation, cellular component: cytoplasm. Gene Ontology annotation, biological process: positive regulation of TORC1 signaling; cellular response to amino acid starvation. The transcript is spliced from 15 exons.